GAGGGGCGGCCUGGCCCGGACGCGGCGGGGCGGGGGCCGAGGAGCGCUCCGGGCUGCUGGGGGAGCGACGGGCCCGGCGCCCCCGCGGACGAGCCGCGGCGGGAGAGCGGACACUGCUCGCCAUCGCCCGAGCCCAGGUUAUCCUGAAUACCACAUGCCUGAUACUUUUCCUUGCAACGUUAGCCAUUGUUUUUCACUGCCUCCAAAAGAUCAGAAUUUCUCCGGAAAUUGGACACAUAUUUGAUUUAAAAGAAAUAACUGUAACAAAUGGACAAUAUGUCUAUUACAAAUACACCAACAAGUAAUGAUGCCUGUCUGAGCAUUGUACAUAGUUUGAUGUGCCAUAGACAAGGUGGAGAGAGUGAAACAUUUGCAAAAAGAGCAAUUGAAAGUUUGGUAAAGAAGCUGAAGGAGAAAAAAGAUGAAUUGGAUUCUUUAAUAACAGCUAUAACUACAAAUGGAGCUCAUCCUAGCAAAUGUGUUACCAUACAGAGAACAUUGGAUGGGAGGCUUCAGGUGGCCGGUCGGAAAGGAUUUCCUCAUGUGAUCUAUGCCCGUCUCUGGAGGUGGCCUGAUCUUCACAAAAAUGAACUCAAACAUGUUAAAUAUUGUCAGUAUGCGUUUGACCUAAAAUGUGAUAGUGUCUGUGUGAAUCCAUAUCACUAUGAACGAGUUGUAUCACCUGGAAUUGAUCUCUCAGGAUUAACACUGCAGAGUAAUGCUCCACCAAGUAUGUUGGUGAAGGAUGAGUAUGUUCAUGACUUUGAGGGACAGCCAUCAUUAUCCACUGAAGGACAUUCAAUUCAAACCAUCCAGCAUCCACCAAGUAAUCGUGCCUCAACGGAGACUUACAGCACCCCAGCUCUGUUAGCUCCAUCUGAGUCUAAUGCUACCAGCACCACCAACUUUCCCAACAUUCCUGUGGCUUCCACAAGUCAGCCUGCCAGUAUACUGGCGGGCAGCCAUAGUGAAGGAUUGUUGCAGAUAGCUUCAGGGCCUCAGCCAGGACAGCAGCAGAAUGGAUUUACUGGUCAGCCAGCUACUUACCAUCAUAACAGCACUACCACCUGGACUGGAAGUAGGAGCGCACCAUACACACCUAAUUUGCCUCACCACCAAAACGGCCAUCUUCAGCACCACCCGCCUAUGCCGCCCCAUCCCGGACAUUACUGGCCAGUUCACAAUGAGCUUGCAUUCCAGCCUCCCAUUUCCAAUCAUCCUGCUCCUGAGUAUUGGUGUUCCAUCGCUUACUUUGAAAUGGAUGUUCAAGUAGGAGAGACAUUUAAGGUUCCCUCAAGCUGCCCCAUUGUUACUGUUGACGGAUAUGUGGACCCUUCUGGAGGAGAUCGCUUUUGCUUGGGUCAACUCUCCAAUGUUCACAGGACAGAAGCCAUUGAGAGAGCAAGGUUGCACAUAGGCAAAGGUGUGCAGUUGGAAUGUAAAGGUGAAGGUGAUGUUUGGGUCAGGUGCCUUAGUGACCAUGCAGUCUUUGUGCAGAGUUACUACUUAGACAGAGAAGCUGGGCGUGCACCUGGAGAUGCUGUUCAUAAGAUCUACCCAAGUGCAUACAUAAAGGUCUUUGACUUGCGUCAGUGUCACCGUCAGAUGCAGCAGCAGGCGGCCACGGCGCAGGCUGCUGCCGCCGCUCAGGCAGCAGCCGUGGCUGGAAACAUCCCCGGCCCCGGAUCAGUAGGUGGAAUAGCUCCAGCUAUCAGUUUGUCAGCAGCUGCCGGCAUUGGCGUUGAUGACCUACGUCGCUUGUGCAUACUCAGGAUGAGUUUCGUGAAAGGCUGGGGACCGGAUUACCCAAGACAGAGCAUCAAAGAAACGCCUUGCUGGAUCGAGAUUCACUUACACCGGGCCCUCCAGCUCUUAGAUGAAGUGCUUCACACCAUGCCUAUUGCUGACCCACAGCCUUUAGACUGAGGUCUUUCACUGUCGGGGCCCUUAACAUUGUCAGGAUGGUGGACUACGAAAUACAAUCCUGUUUAUAAUCUGAAGAUAUAUUUCACUUUUGUUCUGCUUUAUCUUUUCAUAAAGGGUUGAAAAGUGUGUUUGCUGCCUUGCUCCUAGCAGACAGAAACUGGAUUAAAACAAUUUUUUUUUCCUACUUAGAACUUUUCAGGCAUGGCUCAGAGCUUGAAGAUCAGGAAAAACACAUUCUUAUUAAAUCCUCACCAGUUACGUAUGAAGGAAUCAUUCCAGUGCUGGAAAAUUUAGCCCUUUAAAAUGUCUUAGAGACUUUUAUAUGCAGAACAUUGAUACAUGUGUUAUUCUACAGAAUAAAUUCAAUAUUGCUGAUUUUAAAGGAGAGAAGUUCUCAAAGUUAAUUCACCUAUGUUAUUUUGUGUGCGAGUUGUUAUUGUUGAACAUACUUUACUCCAAAUAUUGUGCCAUGUGGGUGAGUUAAUUUUACCAAGAGCAACUUCACUCUGUGUUUAAAAAAUAAGAUAGUUAAUGUAUUAUAACCUUUUAUCCAAAAUAUUUUUUUGCAAGUUAAACUAGUGAAGAUGAUUUCAAUUCAGAUGGUCUUGCAACUUCAAUUUUAUUUUUGCCAAGGCAAAACACUAAUCUGUGUGUAUAUUGAGAAUUCCUUACAAUUAACCCCACAAAGAAAAACCAUUUAAAAUUCACAUUUGUUAUCCCUGUUGGAUAACUAUUUAUCAAGAAAUAUUCUUUUGCCCUGUUAUACAGUAGAUGUAUUCUAUAUUUCUAGGCACAAGGUUGGUCACUAAGAAGCCUAGAAGAGGAAUUUCUUUCCUUCAUGAAUUCAUAAGGAAAGUUUUUGUAUUUUUAAAAAACACUAAAAGCAGUGUCACUCCAUUUAAUAUCUCACUGUUCUACAAAGGUGGCAAUGCUUAAACUAAGUGAGUAUUUUGGAAACUGCUAAAUUCUAUGUUAAAUACUGUGCAGAAUAAUGGAAACAUUACAGUUCAUAAUAGGUAGUUUGGGUAUUUUUGUACUUGAUUUGAUGUGUGACUUUUUUUUCGUAUACUGUUUAAAUCAUGUAUGUUAUGACAUUGUUUAAAAUUCAGUUUUUGUAUCUUGGGGCAAGACUGCAAACUUUUUUAUACCUUUUGGUUAUUCUAAGCCCUUUGCCAUCAAUGAUCAUAUCAGUUGGCAGUGACUUUGUAUAGAGAAUUUACGUAGAAAAGUUGCAAAUGUAUUGACUGUACCACAGACACAAUAUGUAUGCUUUUUACUUAGCUAGUAGCAUAAAUAAAACCGAAUCUCAACGUA
Molecule: messenger RNA, 3240 nt
Organism: Zalophus californianus (California sea lion)
Lineage: Eukaryota; Metazoa; Chordata; Mammalia; Carnivora; Otariidae
Gene: SMAD4
Product: SMAD family member 4
Exons: 12
Coding region: 268-1926 (552 amino acids)
Biological process (GO): SMAD protein signal transduction; regulation of transcription by RNA polymerase II; BMP signaling pathway
Cellular component (GO): heteromeric SMAD protein complex
Molecular function (GO): I-SMAD binding; RNA polymerase II cis-regulatory region sequence-specific DNA binding; DNA-binding transcription factor activity, RNA polymerase II-specific
Source: RefSeq, a predicted model, not a curated record